CAUUAGUGACACUGACAGUAAAAUAACCUAAAACCUUAGUUUAGUUUUUUAUUUCUAAUUUCUAUUUCUGUACUCCUGCUUCUAAAUUGUAAGAGUGGAGUUGAUUUUAGCAAUAUGUUUCUAACUCUAAGGUUAUUGUCGAAUCGACACCCUUCGUUUAUUGCACGUACAGUUUUCGUUAAAGACAAUAAUGUUGAUGACGCCUGUCGGCUGAUAAACAGAAUUCUUGGCAAGGAAGGCAUACUCGAGCAGUACAGGCUGACCAGAUAUUAUGAAAAACCAUUUCAGACAAGAAGAAGAGUGAAUCACGAGCGUUGUAAGGCCAUAUACAAUGAGGAUAUGGAGAGAAAGAUACAAUUUGUACUCAGGAAGAACAGACAUGAUCCCUUCCCUGGCUGCUCUUAAACAUUGUAAAUGUAUUUGUUUACAGCUUAGAAAGUGUUCACAUGUGUCCGAAGAGUGCUACAACCAUGUACUGGUGAAUAAGAAACUUUUAAGUAGGUAGCAGUGAUGGGUAGCAAUCUGUUAUUAUUUAUUGUAGUAAGAACAUAAACUUGACAUGAUUAAUUUCUCAAAGGUGCAUAAUGUCACCAGUAAAUAUUUAUGGAUAUUGUAUAAUGUUAUAAGAACCAUAACCAUCAGAAAAUUUUAUAUCUACUGGUGGCACAGUACAUUCAUUAUGACUUUUCAUUAUUUGUAUGUCACUGUAACUUCAACACGAGUGAGCCUUGGUUAUGAAACAUGUAUUUUGUAUAGUUUAUAAAAGAAAUCAAAUUACAUUGUUCUUUAGAGAAUAAAACAUGAUAUCAAAUAGUA
Messenger RNA from Spodoptera litura, 816 nucleotides. RefSeq names its product mitochondrial ribosomal protein S21 (gene mRpS21). The record is from RefSeq and is a predicted model, not a curated record. Gene Ontology annotation, molecular function: structural constituent of ribosome. Gene Ontology annotation, biological process: translation. Gene Ontology annotation, cellular component: ribosome. Lineage: Eukaryota; Metazoa; Arthropoda; Insecta; Lepidoptera; Noctuidae.